Molecule: messenger RNA, 2180 nt
Organism: Rhodofomes roseus
Lineage: Eukaryota; Fungi; Basidiomycota; Agaricomycetes; Polyporales; Fomitopsidaceae
Product: DEAD-domain-containing protein
Exons: 8
Coding region: 74-2113 (679 amino acids)
Cellular component (GO): nucleolus
Molecular function (GO): ATP binding; nucleic acid binding; RNA helicase activity
Source: RefSeq, a predicted model, not a curated record
GACUCAGCCUGUGGUGGUUCGUUGGUCCCGGCGGCCCGCGGCCCGUUGAUCGCUCUGGCUCGACCGAUCGCAAAUGUUUUUGCGCCACCCUCCUGCUGCGACCAUGUCGUCCUCAAAUGCCUAUGCUGGCCCGUGGGCGUCGCUGCCGACAACGCUGACACCAUGGAUUAUGGAUGUCAUAAACUCGAUGGGCUACGCGCGAAUGACCCCUGUGCAAGCAUCUACAAUCCCACUCUUCAUGAAGCACAAGGAUGUUGUGGUCGAAGCUGUCACCGGCUCGGGAAAGACACUGGCAUUCGUGAUCCCAGUUCUCGAGAAGCUCAUACGCAGAGAGCGCAAACUCAAGGAGAACGAGGUAGGCGCGUUGAUCAUUAGCCCCACAAGAGAGCUCGCGACCCAGAUCCAUUCCGUCUUUUCUCUCUUCCUGUCUAGCCAACCACAGCCCGAUGAAGAGGAGGCGUCCAGCAGCAAACCCGCAUAUCCUCCACCGCUGUUACUCAUCUCUUCCGACUCGUCCCCUGCCGAGGAUGUCAGGAGAUUCUUAGACACAGGCGCGGACAUCGUCAUUGGUACUCCAGGGCGGAUAGAAGAGUUCCUUCUGGGGAAGGGAAAGGAUGUCGUGACUGUGAAAGAGCUGGAGGUACUGGUCCUUGACGAGGCAGACCGGCUGCUAGAUCUGGGCUUCCAGUCCACGCUUACUCGCAUCCUAUCGCAUUUGCCAAAGCAGCGUCGGACGGGAUUAUUCAGUGCUACCAUGACGGAUGCAGACGCGCUGUCCGAACUUGUUCGCGCAGGUCUCCGCAAUCCUGCUCGAAUUGUGGUCAAAGUGCAGUCCAAGAAGUCGAAGAUUGACAAGGCCAGCGGAGAGAAGUCUGUUCGAGGGGAGGUGUUUGAGGAAAGGCGAAUACCGGCGAACUUGCAUAACAUGUAUGUGUCGUGCCGGUCGUCGGAGAAGCUUGUCCAGCUGUCACGGAUCAUUUGCCAUGAGGUGUCACAGCGCCAGUCCUCGCGAUUCAUUGUGUACUUCGCGACCUGCGCUUGCGUGGAUUACUUCUACCGGAUAUUGCCGUCUUUCAUGCCACCAAACACGACACUUUAUUCGCUCCACGGUCAUCUGCCGCCAGCUACCCGCGAACGUACCCUCAACAACUUCAAGUCCUCGCCCGCGACGCCCUUGUCCCCUUCUGUUCUCCUGGCUACAGAUGUAGCAGCGCGGGGGCUUGAUAUCCCCGACGUCGACGUCGUGCUUCAGUUCGACCCACCCUCCGACACGAAAGCAUUCUCACAUCGUUGUGGUCGUACUGCUCGUGCUGGUCGGAGCGGACGCGCAUGGGUUUUGUUGGUGGGGCGUGAGCGGGAUUACGUUGACUUCCUGGCGGUUCGCAAGAUACCCCUGAUCGAAUACGGACGUUUCGCUGAAGACGGCAGCGUUCUCCCCCCUCUUGACCCGAAUUCGGACGCGGAAGAGGACCCAGAGGUGAUGACUGCGCAAACGAAGAUCAGGCAGACGCUUUUGACCGAUCGAGGUCUAAACGACAAGGCAGCCAAGGCCUAUGUGUCCUUCGUACGGGCCUACUCCAAGCACGAAGCAUCGUACAUCUUCCGAAUACGAGACCUGGAUCUCGUUGGUGUGGCCAAAUGUUUCGGUUUGCUGCGUUUGCCUCGCAUGCCGGAGCUGGAUCAUGUGUCAAGGGCCGGCUGGGAAGACGCUGACGCUGAUUGGAACAGCUAUGCGUAUGCAGACAAGCAGCGCGAAGCAAAGCGGCUCGCAGAGUCAGAAAAGCAGAAAGUGUCCACGGAACACAUUCAAAAGCGCAAACACGAACGAGAGAAGAAGAAGAAAGCUAACGCGGCCUGGAGCAGCAAGGUCGUCAAGCAGGAGGAAAAGCUGAAGCGAAAAGAGAUCAAGGGCAAGAAACGUGAGUGGCUGAAGCAGAAUCAGCCAGAGGAGGUGGUCGGCGAGAAGCGACAACGUGGGGUGAGUGUUGACGAGGGUUCGGACGGAGGCGAGGACGAUUGGGACGCGUUGGCGAGGGAAGAGAGGAUGGCCAAGAAAGUGAAAAAGGGACUUGUUGCGCAGGAUGUUUUCGACGGGGAGUUUGGGGAGCUGUAGUCGCCCAAUGCUGCAUGCAUUUUACGGAUUAUUUCUAUACAUACUGUGCGGCAACGCUGAGUGGCCG